Messenger RNA from Symbiodinium sp. CCMP2592, 1584 nucleotides. Lineage: Eukaryota; Dinophyceae; Suessiales; Symbiodiniaceae. The record is from the annotation of a GenBank genome assembly.
AUGAGACCUGGUCAGCAGAUUCUGUGCAACAGGUGCGAGAACUGUGCGAAGGCCAUGAACCGCUGCUGCGCCUGCGGCAAGGCCUUCAACGGCAAGCCCAACAACGUCAGCCUGCCAUUGAACCAUGGUGGGGGCGAUGAUGGCGGCGAGCCUUUCGACUUCGAGGCUGACGAGAGAAACUGGGAGGAGCGGAUGGCUGCAGCGCUGGAGGUCGCUCGAAAGUACAGCGGCUACUCGAAGUUCGCUGACAGCUACCCGCCCUUGUUCGCCGAACUCUGGGACAAGUAUGACCCGGACCACUUGGGCGAGAUCAGCGCCCAGCAAGCGAAGUGCUUCGCGGAGGACAUGGUGGCUGCCGGCUGGAAGGACUGGGAACCGACGGCCCGGGAUGAGCGCCUCUGGCAGCAGAUCACGGAUGUGGCGGCUUACAGAAAAGCCAAUGACGAUAUUGCUGCGCACAACAAAAAGGCGAUGGCCUAUAAUGCAGAGCUGGAGGCAAUAGACACUCAAUCCGACGGAGACCAAGUCGCUGGCGGCGUACCGCGGCGAGUCGCCCGGGCUGGUGUAUUCGUUGGGCCAGAAUGGUGCGACCAGUUUCGGCAUAACGCGCACGGAGAACCAUCUACAGACCAUGAUACGUUAUGCCGGCUUGACGUGGUGCGACGGGCCGUGGGCCUCCGGGGCAGGACUCGACUGGUUUGCGAUUUGGGUGCCGGCCACGUUGAUUGGACGACCUUUGUGGACUUCACCAACGUAGCCGCUGCAGGCAUCACGGUGGAUUUAGAGGGCGUGGGAUCCGAGGCGCCGCCCUACGCUGACCCGAAGCUGGGUGCCGUGUACUGGGAUGCACGCCAUGCGCGUGCUGGUGCUGCUUUCUUCGAUUGGUACGUGCCCUAUGCCAGGCUUCAUCCCGUCUUCGCCUUGAUGCUGCCUGGCCCGGACAUGAGUCCCGAGAUCUUGGACGUGGGCUUCGGGACAUCCGAGGUACCUCUUCGACUGUUCGAGAAUGGCUGGGAGCUCGUGACUGCCAUCGACACCUCGGCCGAAGCUGUUCGCUUGGCGAAGGGCCGAGGCCUCCACCAGGAGCGGCCGGCCCUGCAAUUUCUUCAGAUGGACGCGCGAGUGCUAAAUUUCCCCGACGAGUGCUUUGACGUGGUCUUCGACAAGGCCACGCUUGACACAAUCCUGUGUGCAGCGAAUAACAACCAGCAAGCGCAGGCCUACGUCUCCGAAGCGUAUCGAGUGCUGAAGCCGGGCGGACUCUUCCUGGUCGUCUCGCACUCCGGGCCCUCCUGCAGACUGCACCACUUGGUGCAGGAUCCGCUGCGAAGUUGGCAGAUACAGGUGGCCCGACUACCUGGGAAGCCUCCGAGUCCAGUCGUCGAGGUCGAAGAGGGCAUGGAGGAAGCACCGCCAGAAGAUGCCAGUCGCUGCUUCUGGAUCUUUGCGUGCACGAAGCCCGGGGGCCACGCUGAGGAGGACGCUGGUGCUUCCGAGCCCGUCGCCGAACCGCAGCAAGCUUUGGCCGAGGCUUCCGAAGCGGCUCCGCCGCUGACCACGGAGCAUCGCCGCGGGUUCUUGUAG